Molecule: messenger RNA, 4600 nt
Organism: Cyclopterus lumpus (lumpfish)
Lineage: Eukaryota; Metazoa; Chordata; Actinopteri; Perciformes; Cyclopteridae
Gene: otud4
Product: OTU deubiquitinase 4
Exons: 22
Coding region: 278-4024 (1248 amino acids)
Biological process (GO): regulation of protein K48-linked deubiquitination; negative regulation of toll-like receptor signaling pathway; negative regulation of interleukin-1-mediated signaling pathway
Molecular function (GO): K63-linked deubiquitinase activity; cysteine-type deubiquitinase activity
Source: RefSeq, a predicted model, not a curated record
GUGACGCGCCCCGCCUAACUUGAAUCCGAACAACCGGAAGAGGCGUGUCGCUAGCUGCGAGCUAAAGUUUGACGGCUGCUGCUUUCACUUUCAGACAGUCGGGGAGUGGAACGAGCUUCCUGGGAAACGAAACAACGCGCCGACGUGUCAGUGGCCGCCGCCGCCCCCCAUUCCCGUCGCGUGUACACGCAGUUAACGCUCUCCGGUAUAUUAACGCGUCACAGAUUCUAGCCGUUAAGACGCGCGCGGGUCGCGUCAGUUAACCAGCUUCGGCAGCAUGGACGGCGGCGCGAGCGCGAAGAGCAGCGAGGAGAAGGGAGCCGAGAGGCUAAUGGACGACUACCUGAAGACGAUGGGGCUGCAUCGGAAGAGGAUCGCCAAAGACGGCUCGUGCCUGUUCAGGGCGGUCGCGGAGCAGGUGCUGCACUGCCAAAGCCUCCACACCAAAGUGCGGGCCAAGUGUGUGGAGUUCCUGCAGGAGAACCGAGGGAGCUACGAGGCGUUCAUUGAAGGCGACUUUGAGGAUUAUCUCUUCAAGCUUCAGGACCCGCAGCAAUGGGUGGGAGAGGUGGAGAUCAACGCGCUGUCCGUCAUAUACAAGAGAGAUUUUCUGAUCUUCCAGGAACCUGGAAAACCGGCCGUCCACAUCACAGACAACGACUUCAAAGACAAGGUGCGGCUGUGUUUCCUGAACGGGAAUCACUACGACAGCGUUUACCCCGUCAGCUUCAUCAGAGGCGCCGCCCUGUGCCAGUCCAUCUUGUACGAGCUGCUGUACGACGGCGUGUUCCAGGCGGAGCGGAGUUCUCUGGGCUCGUGCCACCGGCCCAGCCGACCCGCCGACGUCCUGAGCGACGACGGCAUGAACGCUUGCAUCAGCAGCGACGACUCAGACCUGGAGGCCGGGGAGCCGUGGGUAGAAAACGUAACGAACACGACGAGACAAAGCAACCAGAGAGGCCGUGGGCGGGGCCGUCUCCUGCCUGAGAGAGUGAGGCGUUCACUGAACCCGACACUGUUCAGGAAUGUGGAGUACGACGUCUGGCAGAAGUCCAAGAGAGCACAACAGAAGUUGGAUUAUUGCAUCGCUGCCGGGAUGCAGUUCACCGUCGGAGACCGCUGUCAGGUUCGUCUCGACGCAGGUGGGCGGAGCUUCAGCGCCACCAUCAAGGAGGUUUCUCCCAACAACGGCCCGGUGACGGUUUAUUUAGAAGAAUUGGGAACCAGGAAACAGGUCCCCCUGUGGAGUCUCCGGCCCCCCAACAACGAAAACAGCUGGAGCACCGUGGUGAACCGGGACAAGAGGCUGAGCAACGGACACGGAGAGUGGGAGGAGCGAGGUAAAGGGAGAGGCCGGGGGAAGAACCUCGCAGCUUCUUCAUCCUCCUCCUCGCCCAUUUCCCCGGCCGCGCCCCCGAGCGCCACCGGGCGCGUGCAGAAGCAGCACUCGUGGCCCCCGCAGGCCACCGUAGAGGAGGGAGCAGCCAAAUCCGUCAGGAAGUCUCUGAGCUCCGUGGAUCCGCCCUUCGGCCUGACGGACAAGCAGCGCUCGGCCAAAGAGGACCAGAACCUGAAGGAGAUCCAUCUCUGGGACGAGAACAGCUUCCCCGCCCUCGGCACUCGGGGAGGGAUGCAGACUGAUGGAGGGAGGAGGAAAGGAGGAGAGAAGAGAACCAAGACGAAAAGUCCAGUUGACGACGUCGGCGCUUCGUCUCCGGGAGAAAGACCCAAAUCCUCCACCCCCCCUCCUCCUGAGAGCACUCCUGCCCCCCCUAGCUCCUCCCUCCCUGCCCUUAGCUCCUCCCUCCCUGCUGCUCCGUCUGCAAACUCCGACUCUAAUAAUUCAGCUCAGACGAACGCACAGGGUUCUCCUCCUCCUCUUCCUCCCUCGGCCACUCUCUUCCUCACCCCUGCUCUCGCUCCUGCUUCCUCCCCCCCGACUCCCCCCGCAAUCUCCUCCUCCUCCUCCUCCUCACUUCCUCCCAAGUCGUCCUCCUCCCCUCCUGCGUCCUCGUCACUGCCCCCUCCCACUUUCAUCGCCCCCAUUGCUCCGUCUCCCACCGCCGCUCAGGGCUUCCUCCCCCACUCCUCCCUCCCCCCCCACUCCCCCAGUCCCACCUCCUUCUUCUCCUCCUCUGUAAUCCACCAGGCUGCUCUGGUCCGUGAGGCUCCGCCCCCUUCAGCCCCAAGUUCUUUGAACGUUGGAACUUCUCUGAGUUCAUCUCAGUCCUCCUCGAUGCCGAUGAACCAGAUCUCUGUGGCCCAGACCCGGACCCGGGCCUUGCUAACCCAAGGGGAGGUCCAGAUGCAGGGCGUCACCCACCAGCACCAACCCCAGUCCCACCCGGAAGUGGCCUCCCUGCCACACACCCAGACCCAGCCGUCCCUCCCUCAGGUCCAGGUCUCCCACCCCCAGGUCCAGGUCUCCCACCCCCAGUCUCAGGUCCAGGUCUCCCACCCCCAGUCUCAGGUCCAGGUCUCCCACCCCCAGUCUCAGGUCCAGGUCUCCCACCCCCAGUCUCAGGUCCAGGUCCCCCACUUCCAGCCCCAGCCUCAGGUCCAGGUCCCCCACUUCCAGUCCCAGCCUCAGGUCCAGGUCCCCCACUUCCAGCCCCAGUCUCAGGUCCAGUACUUCUCCCAGGCUUCAGGUCCCCAUCCUCCUCACCCCUCCCAAGUGCCCCAUCCCUCCCUCUCCCUCCAACCCCCCAUCCCCCAGAAUCCAACGGAGGCAACCCUCGCUCCGCCUCACCCCGAGUCCACGGUCCAUGGCCCCUCCCACCCUCACCCCCCCCAGCCCGCCCCGCCCCCCCCCCACCAGUCCAUCCUGGGGGCGGUUCCCCUGCAGCAGCUGUCCCAGCUGUUCCAGGACCCCCUGUACCCCGGGUUCCCCCAGGGGGAGCUGGGCGAGGUGGCGGCGACCCCCCUCUUCUCCUCCAGCUCAUCGGGGGACGACCUGCCGCAAGAUCUCAACAUCUUAAAGUUUUUCUUCAACUUGGGCAUCAAGGCCUACGCCAUGCCCAUGUGCCCCCCCUACAUAUACCUCCUCCCCCUCCAGCAGGCCCACGCCAUGCACCCCCAGCACCCCUCCCGCUCCCCCUCCCCCACCCCUCACUACCACCACCCCCCCUCCAGGCAGCAGGAGGCGUACCCCCACCCCCAGUACCCGCCGCAGUACGAGCAACAAGCCCCGCCCCCUGAGCCCCCCCAUCCCGGCGACCCCCAAUUCGGCCAGGCCGGGUACCCCUUCACCCAGCCGCCCCCCCACAGGAUGUCCUCCCCCUCCUUGUCCUGGCAACAGAACCAGAUGCCCCCUCCCAGAAACGCCGGCUACCAGGUGGGGUACCCGACCACCGGUUCCCCGUACCGGGCGUCCCCCCCCUUGUCUCAGGGCUACCACCCAGGUCAAGGCCACCCCAUGUACCCCCAGUACCCCCCCGAAGAGCUCCAGGGGAGUCAAGGGCCUCCGGAGAAGCGCCAGCCCACCAACGGGGACCCGAUGCCCGGCCGGGGGCUUCUGGAGGGCCCCGCCUCUGCUAACGUGGCUAAUGCUAACAACAGAACAGCGGUUCCUGGUUUUGCCCUGAAGAAAGAGCCGGGAGACGGUUUGACCAGAGCGGUGCUGCUGGUGGACCCGCCCUUCAACAACAGGCCCAUCAUGAAGCUGGUUUCAAAACCUGACGUCGGCGACGUCUCCAUGGCGACCAGAAGCUCCCCCGGCUCCCCGUUGCCGGGAGACAGCCGCCCCUCCCGCGGUUACCGGAGGAGCUACGUCCAGCUGGGGGCCCCGGAGCCCGGCAGGGGGGGCUACACGGAGUCCCUGUCCGUGGGCUGCAGCACAGAGGAUGACUGGGGGGCCGGACUCAAACCCACGAGCCUGAACCCUCGGGGAGCGAGGAGGAACCCCAGGGGCCCGCGGGGCAGGGGGGGCCCCCGGAGGAGACACGGAGGGGACCCGGGGGCGGACCUAAACUACAUCCAGUUUAACCCCUCCCACAGGGGGAGGGGCCGGGAGAGAGGGUACUAGCCCUCGACCAAUGAGAAGAGACGCUGGGAAAGGGGGAUUUAGUUCGUUUUUCUGGGGCGAUUUGUGUUACUCGCGUCUCCAGUUAGCUUAGCAUAAAGACUUUUAUGCUAAGCUAAAAGUCUGUAAUUCCAACAUGAGUGCAAUCUCAAAUUUCAGACUCUGGCGUCCCUUGAACGCAGCACGACAGCCGAGCGCUUCGCAUGUCGGUAAAUUUACAUUUAAACGUAGUUCAGCAACAAACUCCGUGCACUUCCUGUUAGCACCGAGCUAAAGAUCAAAGACACUUUGUUGUUGUUGUUGUGAAACGGCUUCAUGGGAACGAAGCUGAGGGUGUUUCUUUUAAUGGUUUCUUCUUCACUGGUUUAUUCUUCGUCACCUUUAAUCACCUCCAGAGAUUCAGUGCCUUACGUUUGCUGCUUUUUACCCUUUUAUUUAGUUUCUUCUGUACAGAACUGAAAGCUGUUGGGAUUUUUCUAUGCGAUUAAAUAAAACUUUGGUUCAGAUCUUCUUUGUUUGUAAAUGAAUUAAAUAUUUCAUAGAUUUAUGUAUAAGUAAUUAAACAUUUAAUUGAUUAAA